GCUCCAACUCAGGAUGCUCCGACGACCUGCUUCGUGCUUGCGGUUGCUAAGAGCCUCGCCUGUCUGUCGCCUGUCAAAUUCUCACUUUCGAUAUGUGUCCACAUCACCCCCAUUGAUCCGCAUCAAGGACGGUUCUUUUUACCGAGACUAUCCCGCUGAGAAUGACUCCGUCAAAGGCGUCAAUCACCCUCUCUUCCAGAAUUUCAGCUUUCUCCUCCCAUCCGCAGGCACUGCUGAUCCGGGGAAGGAGAAUUUUCUGCAGCACUGGGCAGUAAUCGGUUCCCUACAUAGGACUGACCUGCUGGACAUUCUCCGCGGUCAGUUUAUCUGCAUUCCACCCACCGCGCGCAGCUAUCCCUACCUCCUCACAGACGAGAUUGCCGUCAAGGAUCCACGCCUACGAUUUGUGGGGAAUGCUAUCCAGUAUAUCGGAUUCAGGGGAGAAGGCUCUGGUGCUAUCGGGGGCACCCGCGGCGCAUACCUGAGCGCCCGCUACGAGAGUUUUCGAGAAGAGACAGAUUGGACCGUCCGUCAAUACCUCAAGGGACAGACAUCACUGAAUCCACUGGAAGGGGAGGAGGAGGGAACCGUUCAUGACGAAAAGUUCCUUGCGCAGGUCAUCUCUGACUUGCAUCUGGAAAGCCUUCUUGAUAUGCCAGUCGCCAACCUCAGCAACGGUCAGACACGACGGGCCCGGAUUGCAAAAGCGUUACUGGGAAAGCCGGAACUACUGCUUCUGGAUGAACCCUUCAUGGGACUUGACCCAGCCACGACCAGGAGCAUCUCUGGUGUGCUCGGCCGUCUGGCCGAGAAAUGCUCGCCUCAUCUGAUCCUUGGCUUGCGGCCGCAGGACGAUGUUCCGGAUUGGAUCACUCAUCUCCUUAUCAUCGGGAAUUCAGGACACAUCCUCCUCCAGGGUGAAAGGUCAAACGUUUCAAAGACGUUGAAUGUAUGGAGGCAUCUCGGCCAAAAGAAGAGGCCAACACUCACCAAAGACGAAAAGGAGAUCUUACGGGAAGCAAAAAAGAAUCUAAAAGCGGGGAUAAUCGACGAACAGCUCCUACGGGAUUUGAAAUUAACACCCAGGGAACGGGGUACUGGGCCGGAAGUUCUCCGAGGAGACGGAGAACCUCUGGUCCAAAUGGAUGGAGUCAAGGUAGAGUACGGUGAAAAGGUGGUGCUUGGAAACUGGCAGCAGAAGGUCAAUGGGGAGCCCCAGCCUGGUCUACACUGGACAGUCCGUCGUGGGCAGCGCUGGGUGAUUAUUGGCCCCAAUGGAUCAGGCAAGACCACCUUAUUGUCACUGGUUACUUCAGACCACCCUCAAGCCUAUGCCCUCCCAAUUAGACUCUUUGGUCGUUCACGACUCCCUGAACCUGGCAAACCAGGCAUCUCCGUCUUUGAGCUCCAAUCCCGCCUCGGCCACUCGUCGCCUGAGAUCCAUGCCUUCUUCCCCCGACAAUUGACAGUGCGUCAAGCGCUUGAGUCCUCUUUUGCCGAGACCUUCCUGUCAAAACCAAAACUGAACCAUGAUCGCGACCUCGACAUCAGCGCCAUGCUUCGCUUCUUCAAAGCCGAUCUUGACUCUCUCAACGAAGCGCCCCCAAAAAUUGCUCUCCAUGACAGUAAAGAGUUCCCCGACAUCGCUGGCAAACAUGGAAAACACUUGUAUACACCUGCCGACUACGAUGUCGACUAUGCAGACAUUCUCACAUUUGGGUCCCUGACUACCAGCCAGCAGCGUCUCGUCCUUUUCCUCCGCACACUGGUCCACCGACCAGACAUUGUCAUCUUAGACGAAGCCUUCUCCAGCAUGUCCGCCUCCCUCCGGGACAAAUGUAUCCAGUUCCUUGAAUACGGAGAGACAUCUGCCGGCAGCACUGGGAGCACUGACAGGGAUCAUGACACCCCCAUUCGCUUUGCGGGUCUCUCAGACAACCAGGCCCUCCUCAUAAUCAGCCAUGUUAAGGAGGAAAUCCCAGACUCGGUCCGCCAUUACAUACGUCUUCCAUCAGAAAUCGGUGGUGCUGACGGAGAGUAUCUCGACUUCCGAAUGGGGACCCUUCAACCGGGGGCUGUAUUCAAUUCACAUAUCUGGGAUGUGGUUUGGUCGCCAUCAAAAGAGUUUGAGAAACAUUCGCAGAAGAAUUACUCAGAAGGUGGGGUCAAGGAGGAUGGCCUUGAGUGGGACACUCUGCAAUUGUAAUAUAUUAUAUAGACCUUAUCUAGAUGAAGAUAUACUACUAUACAUUGUACAUUCGGCAAGC
This is a messenger RNA of Monascus purpureus, 2267 nucleotides long. NCBI's taxonomy places the organism in Eukaryota, Fungi, Ascomycota, Eurotiomycetes, Eurotiales, Aspergillaceae. The record is from the annotation of a GenBank genome assembly.